Messenger RNA from Marasmius oreades (fairy-ring Marasmius), 837 nucleotides. RefSeq lists its product as uncharacterized. The transcript is spliced from 4 exons. Bases 1 to 837 code for a protein of 278 amino acids. Gene Ontology annotation, molecular function: protein binding. The record is from RefSeq and is a predicted model, not a curated record. Lineage: Eukaryota; Fungi; Basidiomycota; Agaricomycetes; Agaricales; Marasmiaceae.
AUGGAAUUGGGGGGCGCACCCCGUUCUCCCUCUCCCUCUGCACCGUCAAUCCAUUCCAAACUCAAGUUCGAUUGUGACCUCGAUGUAGACAAAGCCAGCUUAACUACACCGGAAACCCUUCCUGUCCAUGAUCGACAUUCAACGUAUUAUAUCGACGAACAGAUGUCGAUAUUCCUUGUGGAGAACUGCCUGUUCAGAGUCCAUCGUCAUUUUCUCAGGAAUGAAUCAGUUGUUUUCGACAGUAUGUUCAGUUGUCCUCCACCAGCCUACGGCGAAGAGGGUCAGUCGGAUGAGAAUCCUAUCGUGCUGCCGAGUGUCACUAGAAACGAAUUUGUGGCUCUGAUGGAUUAUUUCUACAAAGGGACAUUCUUCAAAAGCCAACCAGGGCAUUCGACCUCGCUUCAAGAAUACAUUGAUCUACUCUCAAUUUCCACCCGCUAUGAAUGCGCUGGGGCUCGUGACAAAGCUAUCCGAGGAAUCGACAAAUUUCCCCCCAACCCGAUAAGAAAUCUUGUUCUGUCCGAGAAGUAUAGUGUCCCACAGUGGUUCAUGCCUGCUUACAUUGAGCUGUGCAAACGAGAGAAACCUCUAAAGAAGGAUGAGGCUAUCUGUAUUGGCCUUGAAAAGACAUUAUUGAUCGCUGAAGCCCGGGAAAACCUUCGGAGUUCUGCUGAAAGUCGGCAGAUGCUAGUGAGUUCCGGUCAUUGGGAUAAAUGGCCACCGAGUAUGUUCGAUAAUUCAAGGGUGGAGAGAUAUAUCGGAGAUGCUGCGAAUUCAAUCUGUGAUAUUCAAGCUAGGAAAAAGGUUCCAAAGAAAGGCGGGAAAAUAUCGACUUAA